This is a messenger RNA of Ostreobium quekettii, 855 nucleotides long. The record is from the annotation of a GenBank genome assembly. Lineage: Eukaryota; Viridiplantae; Chlorophyta; Ulvophyceae; Bryopsidales; Ostreobiaceae.
AUGGUCCACGACGAGCUGUCAGUGAACGAGCUGAUGUCCACCGAGAUGGUCUGCCUGCCGGCUGUCAUCAAGGUCCGCGAGCUGGCGACGGCCCUGCGGACCUUCUCCCACGGGGGCUACCCCGUCAGUUCUGAAGCGGAGGUGCCAGUGGCGGCAGCGACCAGCCCGAUGCGCAUCGACGGGCUCAUCGCGCGGCCCCUAUUGCUCAGGUUGCUGCAGCGGCGCCUGGGAUUCAUUAAAAAGGGCCAGGAAGGGGGCAGCUUCCCCCUGCCCAGGACAGAGAAGGGUGUCCUGGACGUCCUUGACACAAUCGAGCCCUACCCCAUGCGCAUAAACCCUAGAUCGGAGCAGGAGGCCAUCCUGGCUGCCCUGAGCGAAGUGGACCUGGAGACGGACAUCGACCUGCGGCCGUUCAUGCAGCGACAGCCGUUCCUUGUCAACGAGGACGCAAGCUUGAGCCGCGCCUAUCGCCUGUUCCGCACCUUGGGCCUGCGCCACCUCCUGGUGGCGCCCUCCCGCCCCUUGGGGCUGGGCAUCCUGACUCGCAAGGACAUGAUCAAGGAGAACGUGCGGCUGGCGCUGGGCGAGAAGGCCAACAGGGAGGCGGCAAAGGUGACGGCGUCCAGGCGGGGGGAGCGCAGGAUCAAGGAAAAGUUCGAUGCGGGAGGUGCGAGGACUUUAGUGGAGUUCAUGCCAGCAUUCGACACUGCAGCGGAGCAAGGCACGGCAAUGGCGUCAGCCGUGCCACGUCAGCUGAUCCGGCGAUCCGUGGUUCCCCGCGCAACCCGUCAGGAAACGGAAGCCAGAGAAGCCAUGGAGCAAGGGGCCGCCGAAUCGGCGGCCGGAUCCUCAUGA